UUGUUCAGUUUAUCGUGUAACCGUUACAGCAGAUGCUGCACUUGAGCUCUCCUGCGCCAAAAAUGUAAUACCGCGAUCAAAAUUUCUCAAAAAAUUGUCAAAAACUCUUCUCUAAUCCACCCAAAGUGUAUACCCGCCCCAAAAAUAAAAAUAAUACCAAAAUAAAUAAAUGAAUAAACAAUAACCAACUUCGGUAUCGGUAUCGUGUUUACACCUUGCAAAAUGUUGGCAUUACCAAAGACACCGACAAAAAUGGGUAAAGAAAAAUUAGAAUUAGCAGUUACAGUUCGUACUCCACGAAAGGAACGCAUUGAGCUGUCGAAAAAUUUAUUAGAACUCGCAGAUAAGCCUCAUCCCUCCUCAAGCUUAAUGCAUCUAACCAACGACAAGUUUGAACUGGCAGUCCAGCUCGAAUGUAAAAUGAAAGAGAUUCAGGAGCAACAGAGGAGAAUGUUGGAGCUUCAAGACAAGAUAAGUACAAAUACAAGAUUAACAUUAACACGUGAGAGGUCAGAUUUGGCUGAGAAACUCGAGAGAAAUAUGGAGGAGCUGAAUGAGCAUCAGAAAAGGCUCCUAGAGCUUCACCAGCAGAAUAAAUAUGAUUCACAGUUAACAACAAAUCUCGAACUUCAGCUGGAAGAACGAACUGUCAAACUAGAAGCUUCUAAUCGAGAGAGGGACAAGCUUGAACGUCAAUUAACAUCCAUGAAGUCAGAGCUAGCCUCAGCCCAACGAACCCUACAGCUGGAGAGACAGGAGAGAAAGGAUCUGGAAGAAACUGCCCUGGGUCUCAUCAGAAGUGCUAAGCAAAAAUGGGAGGCUGCAGAGAAGGACAAACUCUCUAGAUUGACUAAACAUAUUGAGACUCAGACCAUUCGAAUCACAGAACUUUGUACCAGUAACAACGAAAUGUCCUCCAAACUUCAGCGUGUCCAGUGUGACCUAGAAACUGCUGAAGCAGAGUUACAGAAAUUGAGAAGCUUCCAGGCUCAAUACAAACAGUCAUUAGCUAAGACUCGCGAACUACGUCGUCAGAGUGUCCAGGGAGUUGAAAAUAAACUGGAGGAGAUAUCGGUAAGGGCUCACAAUCAGUUAGCAGAGGUACGCCUCAAGCUGGAACAGGAAAUAGCUAAAAAUACCGAAUUGGAGAGUAGUUUGAGGAACGAGAGGGACGCAAAUCACUGUAAAUUAUCGAGACUGAAUAUGGCAUUGGAACUUGCACAAUCAGAGCUGAAAGAUCUCCAGGAACAGCUGAGAUCGACGCAGGCAAUGAUCCCAGCACGAGACCAGGAGAUAGCAACUCUGAAGAACCAGUUAAAAGAUAAGUUGAAUCAAAUGGACGGGAUUCACGUUGCUGAACAGACGAUCGCCCAAUUAACUGAACAACUUGAUAAAGUUCAGAUGGAAAAUGAACAAAUGAAGAAUCAACUGGAGUCAACGAAAAGCGAUCUGAAUGACACAUUAUUGAAUCUCAGAAGGAGUGAAAACAUUGCUGAUGACCUCGAGAAAACCGCAAAAGACAAAGCAGCUCUUCAGGAACGUCUUCAGGAAUCCAAAGCCAAAGAAGACGAGCAACUACGGAAGGUCGACACUCUGGAGGAACUUCUUCAACGUCUUCAGCAGAGUGUAGCUAAAUUAGAGUCUGAAAAUGCAGUUCUAAAACGCUCUUCAAGUUCAAUUCCUGCGGUUAGUAGAGCUUCCACCACCAGAGACAAUUCUCUUAAAGUGACAGAGCUGGAGCAACAAAUUGAACGGCUGGAGAAACAGCUGGAAACCGUUAGGGAGAAUGCAGCAACAGAGCGUGAAGCAGCUCGUCAAGCCCAGCGAUCUCUCUGGAAGAAAGAGAAGGAACUAUCGGAUGCUAAUCUGGACAAAAGAAUAGCCUUGAGAGAAGCCAAAACCUCUGAAGAAAAGAUAAAAACCUUGCAAGAAGAGAAACAACGACUGACAGAUCGAUUGAAUAAAAAAUAUCAGGACGAGGAGGAGAAAACAAAGAAAUUACUAGUUGAACUUGAAUCAGCAAAGUCUUCCCUCACUGAGAUCACUAAAGAUGUUUCAAGGACCAGGAUGCAGGCAGAUUCAGCUCAACGAGCUUUGAUCCAAGCAAAUAAACAGAUUGAAGAGCUUCAAUCCUCCUCUGCUACUCUUCGAAGGGAGCUAGAUGCUGCGAGAAAGCAAGCUCGAACAAGUCAGGAUAGGGUUGACAGCUUGAAUGCUGAGAACAAACGUCUGACUUUCGCCAUCUCCAAACAUAAUGAAGUAAAGAGCACACUGGAGACUAAAUUGGAGGCCCUGGAACAGGAGGCAAAGGCUGACAAAGUCAAUAUUGAUUUAUUGAAAGAAACUUGUACAGUUCUUGAAGAGCAACUGACAGACUACGAACGACUGACUAGCGACCACGAGACUCGAGAAAAUACCCUAGUGCAGGAGAAAAUGAGGCUGCAGAAGGAGCUGGAAACCCUGGAGCAGACGCUGAGAGAAGCCAAAAUAGGGCAGAAUGAGGAGAAGUCAAAGAGAUUAAUUUCUGAAAAGACGAUGCAACGAUUGGAAUCAGAGACCAACGAUAUCGAAACCGAGAGAGACAAUUUACUCACCCAGAGGAAUGAGUAUAAGAAACUCGCGCAAGAAUUGAGCCAGCAAGUUGCUUCAUUGACAUCUAAAUGUGGAGAACUGGAAUGUGACAUUGGGGAGCUGCAGCGAGCCCUGGAAUCAGCACGUGCAGAGGCUAUGAUCGUUAAAGAAGAAAGUACUGAUCACUUGACUCGCCUCCACGAACUCAAGGACAUCAAUCAGGACCUGAUGGCAGAUCUCCAGAGCAGUAUUGAUCAAGGACAAGAGCUAAGAAUUAGAAUAGCAGAAUUGGAGAGUGUUCUGGAGGAGAUGAGACAGUUUUACAAUGAACAUGAGAUGAAGUCAGAGGGAACGAGACAGCAGCAAACAAAAUUGAUCGAUUAUCUGCAGCUUAAGCUCGAAGAGUGCAGCAAGAAGAAGAAGACCGUUUGCGACAGGAUAUUCAGGACAAAGCAGAAGGAUACUGUGAUUCCAACUGGUUCAGGUAUGCCAGUUGGGUACAGAGAGCUGGAGAAUCAAUUGACUCGGGAACGUGCCAAGGUGAAGGCUCUUACUGAGCAGCUACUGGUGUUGAAAGCAGACAGGCAGUUGGUAUCCUUGGAACCGGGGGAAGAGAUCGCAAUCUCUGGAAUAUCUGGAAGAUUUCCGGAGUCUGAUAAUAUGAGAUUAUUCACCGAGAACCUGAUGAAUAAAGUUGAUCUUGUGACUGAUGACGGACGUCGUUGGAAAUUAGACCAUCCAGAAAUUCCCCAGAGAACGGGAAAGAUUAAUAAUGUCUCAAAAUUUGAUGCUCUCUUCUUCGGGGUGCAUUUCAAACAAGCACAUACUAUGGAUCCAAUGUGUAGGAUGCUGUUGGAGCAUGCUUAUGAAGCUAUCGUUGAUGCUGGAGUUAAUCCGAAGCAGUUGAGAGGGACUAAGACCGGGGUUUUUAUCGGCGCAUGUUUUUCGGAGUCGGAGAAGACGUGGUUCUAUGAGAAGCUGCAGGUGAAUGGUUUUGGUAUCACUGGAUGCAGUAGAGCGAUGUUGGCGAAUCGAGUGUCUUAUUGGCUUGGAAUAACGGGACCGAGUUACACCGUCGAUUCUGCCUGCAGUUCCAGUCUCUUCGCCAUGGAGCAUGCAUACAGAGCGAUCAGAAAUGGCCAGUGUGAUGCUGCGAUCGUCGGUGGUGCUAAUCUCUGUUUACAUCCUUAUGUGUCCUUGCAGUUUUCUCGUUUAGGUGUUCUGGCUCCGGAUGGUCGUUGCAAGUCUUUCGAUGCUGAUGCCAACGGUUACACUAGAAGUGAAACCGUUAGUGUAGCAUUCCUCCAAAAGUCCAAGGAUGCAAGACGUAUUUAUGCAACGGUUAUCCACGGAAAAACCAACUGCGACGGAUUCAAAGAGCAGGGAAUAACAUUCCCAUCAAGUGUUAUGCAGAGUGCUCUUCUGAAAGAGUUCUACGAAGAAUGCAGAGUCCUACCAUCAUCAUUAUCGUACAUCGAAGCCCAUGGGACUGGGACAAAAGUCGGAGAUCCCGAAGAAUUGAAUGCUAUUGAAUCUGUCUUUUGUCAGGGGAGAAAAGAGCCCCUGAUGAUUGGCUCUGUGAAGUCGAACCUCGGACAUGCUGAGCCUGCCAGUGGAAUGGGUCAAAUAGCUAAAGUAGUUAUUGCCAAUGAAACUGGUAUGAUUCCACCGAAUCUACACUACAAACGUCCCCGGGAGGGUGUAAAGUCUCUGGCCGAAGGAAGGAUAGUGGUCGUGUCUGAUCCAACACCGUGGAAAGGUGGAUACGUGGGAGUUAGCUCGUUUGGGUUUGGUGGUGCUAAUGCUCAUAUUCUUCUCAAGUCUAAUCCGAAGGAGAAGAUCAAUGGUGGAGCACCACAAGAUGAUCUUCCUAGACUUGUGGUUGCGUCUGGGAGGACUGAAGAGGCUGUUAAUAGUAUCUUGACAGAUGUGGAAAGUCGUCCUGUAGACGUGGAAUUCAUUCGCCUGCUCCACGAGAUUCAUACCGAGGAUAUCUCAGGUCAUCUUUACCGAGGCUACACCGUCCUGGGGACAACCAAUUCCGAGAAGAAGAUCCGAGACAUCGAACAUUAUCCAGGAGCCAAGCGACCAAUCUGGUUUGUUUUCUCAGGAAUGGGUUCCCAGUGGGCAACUAUGGGUUCAUCCCUUCUUCGUCUCCCAGUUUUCGCAAAUGCAAUAAAGAAAUGUGACGCAGUUUUGAAACCCCAUGGAGUCGACAUAUACGAUAUUCUAACAAAUCCCGAUAAAUCGACCUUCGACAACAUCCUGCAUUCCUUCGUUGGAAUAGCUGCAGUGCAGAUUGGUCUGGUCGAUUUGCUGACAACAUUGGGAAUAGUCCCUGAUGCAAUAAUUGGACACUCAGUUGGAGAAUUGGGUUGUGCUUAUGCCGACGGUUGCUUCACAGCCGAGCAAAUGGUUCUCUCAGCAUAUUCCCGAGGUCUAGCAUCGAUCGAAACAGACACCAUAAAAGGUUCAAUGGCAGCCGUUGGUCUCGGUUAUGAAGAAAUCAAGGAUCUCUGUCCAUCUGACAUCGAGGUAGCCUGCCACAAUGGCCCCGAGAGUAGCACCAUCAGCGGGCCAGCAGAAUCCAUGAAAGCAUUUGUCGCUCACCUAACUGCAAAUAAAAUAUUCGCACGUGAAGUACCAUGCAGCAAUAUUGCUUAUCAUAGUAGAUACAUCGCCGCAGCUGGUCCAAAAUUGCUUGCAUACCUCCAAAAAGUCAUUCCAGAUCCCAAACCCAGGAGUUCCAAGUGGUUCAGUACAUCUGUACCACGAUCCCAGUGGGGCUCACCUCAGGCACGACUCUCUUCAGCUGAAUAUCACACGAACAAUCUUCUAUCUUCGGUUCUAUUUGAAGAGACAUCUGCACUGAUUCCAAAGGACGCUGUAACUAUUGAAAUCGCACCCCAUGGGCUUCUUCAAGCCAUCCUGAAGAGAUCACUUGAUGCUGGUGUGACUAAUAUUGCUCUCACCCAACGUGGACAUAAGGACAAUGUUGAGGUUUUCCUUCAGGCGAUUGGCAAAAUUUAUGAUAUUGGAUUGCAGCCAGUUAUCAGUAAUUUGUAUCCUGAGGUCAAGUUUCCGGUGUCCAGGGGGACACCCAUGAUAUCCCCACUUGUUAAGUGGGAACAUUCUGAUGAUUGGUAUGUCACUUCGUACAGAAUGCAGGAGAAAAUUACCUCUGGAGAAAGAAUUGUCGAGCUGACGCUUGCUGAUGAAGAUUAUGAGUACAUGGCGGGGCAUGUUAUUGAUGGAAGGAAUCUCCUGCCUGCCACUGGGUAUUUAGCACUCAUCUGGGAGACUGUUGGGAUGAUGAGGGGAGAGAUGUAUACUGAGGUGCCUGUUGUCUUCGAAGAUGUCAAGUUUCUGAGGGCUACUACAGUCUCUAAGGAAUCAUUGGAACUCACGUUGAUGAUUCAGAAAGGAACUGGAAGAUUUGAAGUAGUUGAAGGAGGAGCAGCAGUUGUCACGGGGUUCGUUCACCACGCCCCAAACCCUCAGCAAGAACAAAUAAUUUUUCCUCGUUUAAGUGAUGAUGUGGAGGAAGACAUGCAGAAGAAAGACAUUUACAAAGAGCUCAAACUCCGGGGUUAUCAGUACUCUGGAUUGUUCAAGGGCAUCAAGAGUGCCAGUGUUGAUGGAUUGAAAGGAACACUCGCCUGGGCGAAUAAUUGGGUGGCAUUCAUGGAUAACAUGCUGCAAAUGAAGAUUCUAGGAUUGGACACGCGUAAUCUUCUCGUACCUACUGCCAUUCAAAAGCUUACCAUUGAUACUAAGACACAUCUGCAGCAGAUUCGUGAUAUGCCGGAUGAUGAGAAAGAGUUCAAAGUGUACACUAGCACUGAGCACAACGUAAUUCAUUCCGGUGGAGUCCAAAUCCGAGGCUUGAAAGCAAGUAGCAUUGCUCGACGAAAACCAGCAGGUGAACCAGUCCUAGAAACCUACAAAUUUGUAGCCCACCGAGAUUGGGCGGAGAUAUCCAUGAAGGACGCAGUUCACCUGGCCACUCAUCUCUCCAUUGAGAAUCACCAAGGAAUCAAACUAAAGACUCUAGAGUUCCUCCAAGCGGGUGAAAAAUAUUCCGUCGGCGAUCUCCUGUCUCCUAUUCUCGCAGACAUCCUAGCAGAUCUCCCAAUGAUUCAGGCAGAUGUGAGCAUCGUCACCCCUGAAAAUCCCUAUGGAGAAGAUGAACUCCCCGAGAACAUCAGCAUUACCGAAGUUAAGAAAUUAAAUGCUGAAACCAAUGCUAUGAUCCUGGCCGGUAGAAAUCUUCUAGCACCUGAAAAACGAUCAGCCCUUACCGAUCUUCUAGCAUGUCUGAAAGACGGUGCCUUCGUCAUUACUCUAGAAUCUUCAGCUCCAGACGAUAUCAAUUUCUCCUUGGCGAGUCACCAACUUAAUAUUAUUCUGGAGAAACUCGUCAACAACACAAAAUUCUUCCUUCUCAGGAAGAUUGAAAGAAUACCAAAGAAUACGAUCAUAAUCCAGGUAAACAACAACGAAUUUAGCUGGGUGAAUAGCCUGAAAGCAGCUCUCAAAGCUGAAGUGGAGCACGAGACCUCUGGUUCCAGCAGAGUGUUCCUCAUAAGCGACGGAACCUUUGAAAACGGCCUCCUGGGGCUCGUCAAUUGCCUUCGAAAGGAGCCUGGUGGUGAAAUUAUCCGUGGAGUUCUUCUCCAAGACCCCAAAUCCCCCGAAUUCUCCAUCCAAAAUCCCCUCUACGCCGAUCACAUCAAACUGGACCUAGUGAUCAACGUUUUGCGAUCAAAAAAUACUUGGGGAUCCUACAGACAUCAUCAUCUGCCUGCACAACAACCUCGACUAGUCCACCAUGCUUGGGCGAAUCAGCUGGUCAAGGGUGACCUCGGCUCCUUCGCCUGGAUGGAGGGUCCCAUAAUUGCUGGCUAUAAAAAUCCAGAGCUCGUAAGUGUUGUCUACUCAUCAUUGAACUUCAGAGAUAUCAUGAUGGCUACAGGCAAACUAUCGACUGACAUUGCUGAUAAGACUCGAGCAUCAUCGGAGUGUGUUCUUGGGUUUGAAUUUGCUGGAAUAACUCAAGACGGUCGCAGGGUGAUGGGUCUGUUGAACACUCAUCGAGCAAUAACAAAUUAUUUAGUUAAUGAUCCAACACUUACCUGGGAGGUUCCUCAAUGCUGGACAUUGUCAGAGGCUGCAACGAUUCCUUGUGUCUAUGCCACUUGCUAUUACGCUUUUUACACAACCGGAGGGAUCAACAAGGACAUGAAAGUGUUGAUUCACGCUGGGUCUGGUGGAGUUGGACAAGCGGCUAUCACUCAUGCUCUUUGGGUGGGCUGUGAGAUAUUUACCACUGUCGGAACUGCAGAAAAAAGGGCAUUCAUUAGGAAGACUUUCCCACAGAUUCCGGAUGAUCAUAUUGGCAAUUCCAGGGACACUAGCUUCGAGCAAAUGGUGAUGGAGCAUACAGAUGGACAAGGAGUGGAUAUUGUCUUGAAUUCACUGGCUGAUGAUAAGCUUCAGGCAUCACUCAGGUGCCUGGCUGAUGGGGGUCGGUUCUUGGAGAUUGGAAAAUUCGAUAUGGUUAAUGAUAGUCCACUGGGAAUGGCUGUUUUCCUCAAAGAAAUUAGCUUCCAUGGGGUGUUACUUGAUAGACUUUUCAAUGCACCACCGGAGAAAAAGAUGGAAGUCAAUAGAAUGAUGCAGGCUGGCCUGAAUACCGGAGCUAUUAAACCUCUGAAUAUGACCAUUUUCGAAAGGGACCAGAUCGAACCUGCUUUCAGAUACAUGGCCGCUGGAAAACAUAUCGGAAAGGUAAUUCUCAAAAUUCAAGAUGAAAAUAAUUUGAACCAUCCUAUGCCAGCCCUCCCCGUCUACCAGUGCAUCAAAGAUCGUUCCUAUGUAAUCCUCGGAGGACUUGGAGGUUUCGGUUUGGAGUUGGCUGAUUGGUUGGUUCUUCGUGGCGCCAGAAAUUUGAUUCUCACAUCUCGGACAGGAGUCAAAGAUGGCUAUCAACGAAUGAGAAUAAAGCUGUGGCAAAGUUAUGGUGUAAAAAUCACUAUAAUCGCCGGAGAAGACGCAUCAAAUCCAAAAGACUGCGAGAAGAUUCUCUCUAUAGCAUCGAAACAAGCUCCGGUAGAUGGAAUUUUCAACCUCGCAGUUGUCCUCAAGGAUGGCCUUUGGGAAAAUCAAACACCAGAGACGUUUGAGGAGUCCUUCAAAGCUAAAGCUUGGACAACAAGAUGUCUUGACAAACUUUCUAGACGAUUAUGUCCAAAACUUCGACAUUUCGUUGUUUUUUCGUCAGUUUCUUGUGGGCGUGGUAAUAUAGGACAAACAAACUAUGGAAUGUCCAAUUCAGUUAUGGAGAGAAUUUGCGAGAGACGAGCGGCUGAGGGUUUUCCAGCACUUGCUAUCCAGUGGGGCACUGUUGGAGACGUAGGUCUUGUCGCAGAUAUGCAGGAUAACGAUAAAGAGAUUGUGAUUGGUGGCACCCUUCAGCAGAGAAUAACAUCCUGUCUUCAUGAACUCGAUGGCUUCCUCAAUCAAACUUCUCCAAUUGUUGCAAGUAUGGUUGUGGCUGAAAAAAGAGCUGGUGGCUCUGGCUCCCUCAAUAUCGUCGGCACUGUACUUAAUAUCAUGGGUCUUAAAGACUUGAAGUCAGUUGGUGUACAUACAUCAUUAGCUGAGCUUGGUAUGGACUCCAUGAUGGCUGUGGAAAUCAGACAAACUUUGGAGCGUGAAUUUGAGGUAUUCCUAACUGCGCAAGAUAUUCGCGGACUAAAUUUUGCCAAGUUGAUUGAAAUGAAUUCAAAGAAUCUGGAACUGAAGAAGAAAACUAUGAAGGGGAUGGGAGGCGAGGUACCUAUGGGUAUUAAAUUGCUUGUUAGACUGUUGGGUGGGGAAGCACCGAUGGAGGAAUUAUGCGUGCAGUUAUGUACAAAAGAGGAGAGUGGAAGGCAGGAGGUGUUCAUGAUUCCAGGUAUUGAAGGGUGUGGUGCUAUAUUUUCGAAUCUUGCCAGCAACAUCAGAGCGCCAGCUAGUAGUUUGCAGCUGAAUAAUAUGAAUACAGAAUACCAGUCUAUUCCGGAAAUGGCUGAUCAAUUGUUACCAUACGUUUUGGAAAGGAAUCAAGGAAGGAGAAACUUCCUCCUCGUUGGAUAUUCAUACGGAUCACUCGUUGCAAUCGAAUUAGCAAGAAGAUUAGAAGCUGAAGCUUACACUGGAAAAUUAAUUCUCAUUGAUGGCUCUCCACUAUUCAUGAAAGCCAUCAAAGAUCAACAAUUAGCAUCGGAGAAUAAUGAUGAGCUCCAAACGAAUAUUCUCGUUGGUAUAGCAGAUAUUGCUGCGCCUGAUGACAGCGGAACUCUGCUGGUAGAACUCAACAAGUGCAAAACUUGGGAGCAGAAGUUGGAUCUGUUCAUGGAACGUGUACAAGCUGAUGCUUUGGGAAUUUCCAUUGAACAACGAAAAAACAUUUGCACUUGUAUUUAUAAUCGUCUACUCGCCCUUGCGAACUAUGAUCAUUCUAGUCUUCCACCACUCAGAACUCCAAUAACUCUUUUGAAACCGAUGAUUGAGACUUUGAAGAAUUUACCUCCAGAUUAUGAUCUCAGCAAGAUAACAAGGGAUAAGGUGGAGUGUCAUGUGCUUGAUGGAAACCAUGUUACAAUACUCGAUAAUCCAAAAGUAGUAUGUGCGAUAAAUGGAGAGCCACUCGAAGAUGCCGCAGCGUUCAAAGCUAGUAUCAUGGAAGAUGGGAAAAUCCUUGCGCCUAUCUACGAUGAAAAUCGUGCCAAAUCAGCUAGUUAAGAAGAAAAAAAAAGUUUUAUUUACUAAUUCAUACUUCAUGAACUUCCUUAUUUCCCUGGUUUUAGCGCCAGUGAACAUUGUUUCUCGUUUUCAAGUACGUUGCAAGUUGUUUGCACAUUUUCGAAUAGAUCAUUCAUUCAUGCCUUCCGUUCAUAAAUUAAUAAAUUGGAAACUAGUAUAAGUGUCAACGAUUUAUUUCUUGUUUUGAUUGCCAAUGAAAAUGCGAAAAUAAAGAAAUAAAUGUGACCAAUA
Messenger RNA from Diachasmimorpha longicaudata, 10611 nucleotides. RefSeq names its product fatty acid synthase-like. NCBI's taxonomy places the organism in Eukaryota, Metazoa, Arthropoda, Insecta, Hymenoptera, Braconidae. The record is from RefSeq and is a predicted model, not a curated record. The transcript is spliced from 13 exons. Bases 223 to 10359 code for a protein of 3378 amino acids. Gene Ontology annotation, molecular function: phosphopantetheine binding; 3-oxoacyl-[acyl-carrier-protein] synthase activity; fatty acid synthase activity. Gene Ontology annotation, biological process: fatty acid biosynthetic process.